GUGUGUAUGCCGAAACGUAAAUGCAAGCGACUCAUUUGUGUUGACUGCGCGCGUUUCGGAACGACCGUUCUAUUCAUUUCAGUAUAGCAGAAACGCUCCAUUCCACACGUAUUAGUCGUGUUUCUCGACCAUUUCACAGCUCUCGUUCUGUUCCAUAAGCAAGCCUGACAAUUCACGAUGGCUGAUGUGGAAUUUUCGGAGGAGAUUCGCGACCGUAUCCUCUAUCAUUGGUCGGAAUUGGGCGACCGACCGAAAAUCAUUUGGACUCGGUUGCAGGAGGAAGGUUUCAAUGUUGAUUUGAAUACCGUGCAAGCUCUGAUGCAAUGCGAGGACGAGGAGGCGACUGGGAGUGGAACGAUAGCGGAACACGAGAAUGAGGACAGCCGGAACGCCCGGGCUAGCGUUUCACCAUACCCCGAAGGGAAUUCUCCCGCUUCCAUCACGGAUUCGCCUAACAGCGUUCGAUCUCAUUCACGGCGAGGAAAAAACAGAGAGGGUAAAUCCGUCUUCCCUCAAAACAGACGUACGAAGCUGACACCUGAUGUGCUUAAUUUGAUAGAGAAAAUCCUCGAUACUGAUGCAGGUAUCUACUCUCUAGCUGCUUUACAGGCUGCCUUGCUUGUUAAAGGAGUUAAGAUAUCGAAAACUACUACAUUCAGAGCGCUUGAGAAAUUGGGAAGGAGCAUUGUUGUGAAGAAGAUGAACUUUCCGAACCGCAUUGACGUGGUCCCCGUACCAGAGCAUUUGGUCAAGAACACCCACUUUGACACCAAUCCCAAGUAUGGCGUGCGCAGCACUACAUUUACAUCAGAGGGCAAAAGACGGCAUCAUACCCUCACCAUACGCGAAAUGGAAUCUCUGGGAUCGCAGCCCCAACUUAGCCAAGACGAACACGAAUCUGUUCCGACGACCACGAUGACGGUGCCAACAUCCUCUUCGACGAGCGUUUCGUCUUCGUCAGGAGCUCGUCGGAUGGAGACCGAGACUUCUGCUCCGAUACUGGUUUUGCCCCCGAAGAAGGCGGCGACUGCGACGUCGUCGUUGAAGUUGGUUCUUGGUCAAGGGGGGACGACGACGUACACAUCGGCUCCUCUAGAUGACGAGCCCGUCAACGAGCAGGGCGAUGAUAAGGAAGGGAACAAACCGGAUGAGAUGGAAACACAGGAAUCUGUCCGAAGUCAAUCACCAGCUGAUAAGCCAGCAGUGCUGAAGGUAAAGAAAGAGGUUGUCGAGGAGGAAGAAGAGGAGGACUAUGAGAUCAAAGUUGAUGAUGAUUAUGAGUUGAACGUUGAGGAAGAAGAAGUACCUCCAGGACGGUAUGAAGAAAGACCAGGAAGCCAGGAGCAACCAGAAGACUUGGUGAUCCGUAGGGGUGGCCCUAGGGCAAGAGACAGGAUGCCUCCUGCAGUGUCAUCCUGGAUGGAGAGAGCACAAGAUAAUGAUGAAGAGGCUGCCAUUAUGGAGGCGAGGGCGAUUUCUCGACGUCGUCUGUCACAACCUAGAGAUCAAUCAUUGAUGGGCUCGGAUGAGGAGUUUGACUCCGACCCAGAGGCUGAUGUUAUCCCGAAGAGACCGUCAUCACUCGGAAGGUCAUCAGUUGGUUCUGCCCACAGUGCCCAUAGUGCACACAGUGCUAGUUCUCGAGCCACGCACUUCUCGCAUGGCUUCCCAAAGACUCCCGAAGACAUGGCUAGGUCAGGUCGAAGCAGCAGUACUCUUACAUCACAAAGUGGUAGUUCUGGUGGCAGCGGUGGGAUGGAACGAAGCCGCAGAUCGCCAAUGACUUCAUCAGCGACCAAUGCUGCUAUGGCUGCAAGGAUGGGCCACUUCCCACUCACCUUUCACAGAUCUCAGAUGUGCAACGCAGCAGCAAUGGCUGGCCGUCUCGCCCACGGCAUCACGCCGGAAAUGGGGGCACCCUUCCAUGUCGGGCAACGUCGGCUCCCCCUGUCUGCAGGAAGGGGUGGUGUAAAGCAACCUUUCAUGAGCAAGUUUCAGCGGAACAUGAUUGGCAUGAGACAGGGUAUGGCAUCAGGUAUACCUAGACGUAUGCAGAGGAUGUCUCCAGGAUUCCCACAUGGUAUCCCGCUACACAGGUACCAGAAGAUGCUGCGCAUGCACCAUGCUAUGGGUAAAGCCAUGCGGGGAAUGCAUCACUUCGGUCGAGGGAAAGGCAGAGGCAGGUGUCAUGGCGAGGCAUCGGGUAGACAUAUGAGGAGAAUGAACGAAUCUCACGAUAGAACCUCGCCGCAGCACAGCCCGGGCAAUUUCAGCGGGGAUGAGAUUUCUCCAGAGUUGGAGAUUGACCCUCCGGAGACCUAUGGCGAGUUUGCAGAGAGGAUUUUCUCAAGCAACCGCAACCAAAGGCAAAUGGACACCUCAACAGAAUCUAGUGGAACUGAAAAAUGGAUGGAGGACAUCUCUCAUCGCCUGGAGGUCAUUGAGAAUCAGCUCCAGGUCAUCAUGGAGCACCUUCCUUUCAUGGGUGGAGCCGAGAUGCAGAGUGUCUCGUCAGAUCCUGGUGGAGCAGGCAGCGAGGUGGACUCUGGUCUCCAGGAAGACAGCGGCGCAGGACCAGGAGGAGCUGGCGAUGACAGGAGCGGAGGUGGAGACACAGAGAACGGUGGAGAACGAGGUGGACAUGGAGAGAGGUCGUCCGAGAAUGGCGGAGAAGGAGCCGGAGAAAAGUGCGAGGGUGGAGACAAGGGCGAGAGAAAACGCUCAGAUAGCAGCGGGAGCACCGCAGGAUCUUCAUCACGUGGAGCUGCUGCUGGAGCCCCAAGUGGAAGAGAACGAGGUGGAGGGAGACACCUCGCAACAAAGAGACCAUACCCAGGAGCCAAGGAGACUGGAUCCCGGUGUGGAGAUUCAAGAUUGGGCUCCAGGCCUGGUGGUCCAGGUUUACCAGGAACCAAAGGAAGACUGAACCAAGAAAGGCCCAUGCAAGAUGAUGGAGUCAUGAUCAUCGAUGACCAGUCCGAAGAGGGACAAUUUCAAGACAACCUGUCUGAUUUUGGAGCUAUGCCAAACAUGAAUCAAACUCAGACAGAUGUUCGCAUACAGAUGGUCAUGCAGGACUCGAGGUGGGAUGAGAUGACUCCCUACGCCGGAGCUCCCCGGCUGGCGAUUGCUCUCGCCCGCUACUGCAUCUUCGGCACUAAGAUUCUUAUCCGUUCAUCAGUGACUGGCCGUAACAGUAAACAUCCACUCGACUUCGCAGGCAUGAGAAAAAUAAAACAUCUCCUUUUUCAGAAAUACGGAGCCAGAUGCAGCCUAGUGGAAUUUGAAGUGAUAUGGAAGACGUCACGUGAGAGCAUUUCCCAACUGUGUAAACGACUACGGAGAAAGUUCAAUGUGGCGGGCAUGGGACAAGGCGGUCACGAUGACUUUAUGCCUAUGGACGAAUUUAUGGUCGGCUGCCCUCUCUUGACGUGAAACGGCACAGUUGUUAGAGAGGACAUUGAAAGAAAACUUAACCGGUGAUACAUGUUCUGAUGUUCACUGGAAACGAACGAUAUCACCAAGCAAAUAGAAAAAAAAAUGUUGAAUGGAUUCAAGAUAAAGGAGUCAUUCAUUCCCUGACAAGUCGGAUAUUUCCUAAUAGAAAUGAUGUUAGUCAAGAGGAGUAUGUAAGAAGACAAUGUUUUAUUUUUUUUACAAAAAAGGGAUUUGCAAUGGAAGGCCUAUAAAAUUUCUUUCUUCAUCCCUUACUAUGUUAAUGAAAAGGCUGAAACUUUAAACGUCAUGCAUUCUUCUAUGCGGUGGUUCUCAACAUAAUUUGGAGCCGUUUUCACGAAGCGUUUCAUCGUAGAUUUCCAUUUAUGAGCUGUACUAAACUGCAUGAUAUUGUCUGAGAGCAGGCUCGUUAAAUGUAAAGCUCAAACAGGGUGCUUUGUAAAACGGCUACCAGUCUGGGACUCAAAUCGAGUUGAAUACCUUGAAUUUGGAUUACCCCACGUAAAUCAGCUUUUCAUAUCACUUGUGAAAAAAUGAAAAAAUUUACAAAUUCAAUUGAUGACUGAAGAAGUUACUGAGAAAGUUCCACAUGUAUUCCCUACGUAUAAGUUGCAUCUCGAUUUACGAUUAUUUCUCUCGGUAUAAUGGCUCAAAUAGUGGUUUAGAAGCGCACAUGAAUUGUGUACAUUAUUGAUUGUCGUUUAUGACAUAAUGCAAGUUUGUGGAAUAGGCAAUAAUUUUCAUUGGCCAACAUGUAUUUUUCUGUUACCCAUGGGAAUGCUAGCAGUAAUAGUAUUUCAGAUUUUCCCUAUUAUCUUUAAAAUUGCAUAUUGCCUCAUUCUGAGCAUUGCAUAUGUCAAGGUCAGGAUAAAAUACUGUUAGAAAUGUAAAAUAAAGGGGGAAAUCUGACAAUUUAUGUACAAAACAAAAUGGAGGGUUCUCCACAAGAUCAGACAUUUUGAAGCAUGUUUCCCAAUUUGAAGAUCCCCUAAGAAAGAAUUUUCAACUCGCUUAUUCUAUAACCGAUUUUGAUGCAACUUGUUUUAAAUUGUUCCUCUCAUUUUACCCUUUCAAAUAAGAUUGAUUCUCUGUUUUGGUUUCCUUUAAAAAAUUGAUCAAUAACGCGCCAUGUUGAGGUCAGCCGCUGCGGAAACACUGAAAAGUACUACAGCGCACACGAAGUUGUUCACUUUUGUUUUCUCUUGCACGUGUGCGGGUUGUGCGUGUGUAUUUCUUUUUAUUGUCCCACACACUUUUAAUUGUGUCAUGAAGUAUUUUUUCCUUAGUUUAUUUCCAAUUGAUCUAAUGCCAAUUCGUCAAUUUUUCCAAUAUCCACAUGGUCUAAUUACCAUUUCGUCCAA
This is a messenger RNA of Lytechinus variegatus (green sea urchin), 4817 nucleotides long. RefSeq lists its product as uncharacterized. The record is from RefSeq and is a predicted model, not a curated record. Bases 178 to 3435 code for a protein of 1085 amino acids. Lineage: Eukaryota; Metazoa; Echinodermata; Echinoidea; Temnopleuroida; Toxopneustidae. The transcript has 5 exons.